Molecule: messenger RNA, 1207 nt
Organism: Exaiptasia diaphana
Lineage: Eukaryota; Metazoa; Cnidaria; Anthozoa; Actiniaria; Aiptasiidae
Product: LWamide neuropeptides
Exons: 2
Coding region: 191-943 (250 amino acids)
Source: RefSeq, a predicted model, not a curated record
GAGAGGUACUGAUAAGCGUAGACCAAGACAGAAGCCUAACUUCGAGACCAAUUCUGCUCUUUUGAAAUAUCAUACAAAGUACAAUACUACACUAAAGGAUAUCAGAUAUCUUGCUAUAUUUAUCAAGGAUUCAUUGCCGAUACACUGGAGCGUUCAACUUAAUCUAACAAUACGAUCAUUUUUAAGAACAAUGAUAUCUCUAGUCCUUCUUUCCACACUUGCCGUCCUAGCACCACAACUGGUCAGCGGAUCACCCUAUAGUCAAAUGCGCCGCUCUUUAGAUCAGCAAUGCCCCCCAGGGGUAUGGGGUUGCAAACGAUCAGUCUUAACAGAAGAAGACCAACAGUGUCCCCCAGGGGUGUGGGGUUGCAAGCGAUCUACCAUAAAAGAGGAUAAUCAACAAUGUCCCCCAGGGGUGUGGGGUUGCAAACGCCGCGAAGAGAAAGAAGAUCAACAGUGUCCCCCAGGGGUGUGGGGUUGUAAGCGUGGUUUGAAUAAAUUCUUUCCUAAUAUGUGGCAAAAAGGUCAAAAGACUGAAAAGCAACAACGAUCAAUUGACGAUGAACAACAAUGUCCGCCAGGAGUCUGGGGCUGCAAGAAAGACAGUAUUGAAAUUAAAGAGGACCAACAAUGUCCGCCAGGGGUCUGGGGCUGCAAAAGAAGUCUGAAGAAGAAAAUAGUGCGAAGGUCUGUCGAUCAGCAAUGUCCGCCAGGGGUCUGGGGCUGUAAGAAAGACAGCAUUGAAAUCAAAAACGACCAACAAUGUCCGCCAGGGGUCUGGGGCUGCAAGAAAGACGUCAUCGCAAGGAAGACUGACGACCAGCAAUGCCCUCCAGGAGUCUGGGGMUGCAAAAGAGAAAAAGUCGAGUCUGAAGACGACCAACAAUGCCCGCCAGGAGUUUGGGGAUGCAAAAAGAGAAGUUUAAAAGUCAAAAAUAACUAAGGAAAUGAGAAUUGAACUUCCUAAUUAUGAAAUUCAAAGCAUCAAAUAGUUAAAAGCGGAAAAAAACUUCCUGAAAAAACUGUUCUCAUCUUGAAGAAGACAGGUCACGUGUAAAACUUGUACAAACUACACAGGGUACCCAAUAAGAUACGCACAAUUAAUUUAAACGAAAAUUUUUGAACUCAUUUCUGUUGAAGAAGAAAAAGAUAUAUUGACACUUAGGAAGUACAGUGAUUGAAAAUAAAACCAAGACCAGAAGAUGAA